AGAUUUACCCCUUCCGACAUCCUGUGCUCUCUAUCGCCUCACCCGUGAUUCGGCGGAGCAGCAACUGGAUCUCAUCGCAGCCCCCACUUGUGUCCCACGAGUAAACACCUCCUACCCGACCGAUUCCCUCGUUCGUCUGGUCUCCCUGCUGCCCAACUUCCGCCUAGCAGGUGGUCUCAAUCUGCCCAAAAUAAUCACCAUCCUCUGCUCCGAUGGCCGAAAACGACGUCAGUUGUUAAAAUGUCGGGAUGACCCUCGCCAGGACGCAAUCAUGCAACAGAUUUUCACAGCAGCCAACCAUCUGUUGGCCGCUCACGCCUACGAUGUGGUGCCGUUUGCCGCUGCCGCUGGCACAACCUUCAACAGUGCCAAUCAAGCUCAGCGGUCCACACCUACCUUCAAUCCCUGCCUGUCGCCUCAACCCAUGCGGAUCCGCACUUAUACGGUAAUCCCUCUGGCACGUCGAAGCGGCCUUAUCGAAUGGUGCGAGGGCACUGUGCCACUUGGUGACUGGCUAGCCAACGAAACCAACGGGGCUCAUCAGCGCUACCAUCCCACUGACCUCACGCCUACGCAAGCCAAAAUGCGCCUCGCGGGCGUGCGCGACAGGGGCCCGGAACGAAAAUUGACCGUCUUUAAGGAGAUUUGUGAGAGACUGAGGUCAGUGAAGGUGGCCGUCAGGAGGCUUCCUCCCCUCUUCAGAUUACUUUUUUGA
Dibothriocephalus latus is the source of this 715-nucleotide messenger RNA. The record is from the annotation of a GenBank genome assembly. NCBI's taxonomy places the organism in Eukaryota, Metazoa, Platyhelminthes, Cestoda, Diphyllobothriidea, Diphyllobothriidae.